CAGCCCUCCAACAAGCUGCAAAACGAUCACAAUCUGGCGGAAUGGCCGUCAAGCUAGAGGAUCUCGGGUCGAAACCACUGUAUCAAAACGGCGUUCACACCAACGGAGCACUCGACGAUGAACCGUCUGUCGAGCAGCUGGAACACGAGCUCCCUGUCGUGUACGACGGACAAAUUCCCUUGGGCGAGCUCUUGUCGCGUGUUGUUCAGGCCAUAUACGCGGAACUUUCUGAGAUGGCAGAGACGAUGCCAAGUUCGUCAGACAACGAACGGAAGCGUACGCUCGCCGAGUUUGUUGUCCGGCACAAGAAGCAGGUCGCGAAACUGUACGCGUUGGCGAAGUGGGCACGGGAUGCAGAUACGGUGCAGAAGUGCAUGAACAUCACCGCGUUCCUCAUGGAUCAGAAUCGACAGUUCGAGGAUGCCGUGCACGGUCUGACUUGGGCAAAGGAGAGCCUUGACUCUGCCAGACUUCGAAAUCACGAUAUACUUACAUCUCUGGACGUUCUGACCACCGGAAGCUAUCAGCGUCUACCUACUGCCAUCAAGAAAUUCAUCAUCCCUGAACCACCAUUGACGGAUGCUCAAGUAGCCAAGACACUGUCCGACAUCGAGGAUGUCAUUCGCUAUCGUCUACGUAUGUCGGAAGUUAUCCCGCCGGAUAUGUGGAAAUACCGCAUAGCGGAUGGACGCGUAUUCUUUACCGUUCCUGGGCGUUUUGAAUCGUCUCUAUGUUUGGAAGGUGCGAUGCAGGACGAUCGGUGGUUCUUCGUGCAUGCGGAAUUCUUGUUCGGUAUCGGUGGAGACGUCACGGGCAUACAAGAUUUUCCCCGGGAACCGACCGGUAUCAUGAAGCGACAUUUGACCGACGAAGCGAACUCGCGAUUAACCUUCUACAGUCUGCCGCCGGUUGGUUAUACUCCGGAAGGAGUAGAACUUCCUCCUACUCCCGAAUUACCACCAGGAACUGUUGAUGCCCCUUUGGUCCGGCUGUUCAACUUCCUUCAGAUGAUGUCGAUGUCGUAUCAGUUGGAAAUUCUAUGGUUCCAGGCAGAAAGAAUACGCGCUUUAGGCUGGGCUGAAUUCCUUAAGGUGGACAUGAAUCACGAUCGGAAAGGAUUCAAAGCUUCUUACUGGAUACGAAAGUCGCCACAGGUCCCACCUGGGCGAGCAGCUCGGAAUAAACUACCGUUGCUCGGUGGAACACUAAGCAUUGACAUAGUUGAAACAACCGCGACAGAGGGGGCUAGGUGGUCGCCUGAAGUUCGAGUUCUUAAUGAGUUGGCCGAGACCUCGAAACUUGGCGGCCUGCAUCCUUCUGAUCAAGUGGAGAAUCUACAAUUCCGUGUGAUGUGGGAACCUAUGAAAGGGGCGCUUGCCGCGGUAGUAAGCCCUGAAGAACUCGCGGUAUCUGAGGAAGACCUUGCAAUAAAAUCGGAUCACCUGGAUUUCGAAGCCUUGCUUCGCAAAGUAAUCAGGAAACAUACGGAUGGCGUUUUGCGGUUUUAUCAGAACCAGUUGCAAUACGGCCAUACGGUGUACUCGCCCUUAGGCGUCGUAAACUUCGUCGAAGAUGAUGGCAUCCCUGCCCUUCAUGUGCAUAUGUGCGUGGACGAGGUGGUGAUAAUCACUAUCGACCCGCGUACUGGUCGGCUUAACAUGCGCGACACCGGCGACCUUGCGGCUGCGGGACGUGGUCCAAGAUUCACGGCCAUUACUGCAAGACUCAAUGAGAACCCGGAGGUUCUAUACGAUGCCUUGUCCAGGUUGCGCCUUCAGACGAUCGUCGAACUAGCAGAGCAGAAGGCCAACUAUCUCGGUUUGCAGAGUUUCCGCGUCCGCAACUUCCCGAAAGAAGAAAUUGCCAAACUUGGACCUGCCACUCGUGGAGUGCUAUAUAUACAACUCGCUGGCUCGUUGAACCAUUAUCUCGUCAUCGUCAUCACGGACUACGAGUUCCGCUUUGCCCUCAUUCAGGUUAUGGUCAUGGCGGAUACGAUGUAUCGCAAUCUAGUCAUAGUCGAUAUCGGCUGGCUCGACGUGAAACAGACGGCCGAAGGGGAGGUUCAAAUCGACGUGGUCGACUCCCCUGAACUUCUCAAUGCUCAGGCCCAGAUGCCACGAACCGAUCCUGGUCCUUCUACACCGAGAUCUCGAGCCCGGUUUGAUUUGGAAACUUCUCUUCUUCGGGAGCUCCACGCGUUCUGCUGUGCCCGUGUCGCUUAUUUCACCGUCGAAAAGCAGUUCAAGACCCGCUUGAUACCCUUCAGGAAGGUCAGAGUAAACCCCAAACAAGUUCCUGGUCCCGACUUUGUACAUCAUGCACAUUCCACCCUCGCACAUUCCGUCGAGGCGCUUUGUGUCCAGGCAUCCGAUAUACUGUCGGGAGCGCCAGCGGUAGAGGCCGCGAUGCCCAACAUCCGAGUGGUGCCAAUCAACUGGUGGUCUGGACAGAAGACGCAGGUGGUGACGUGCGUUAAGCUCAAGUAUGUCCAACAACCAGUCGGUAAAUCGGCCGGAACGAGUACCGUCAUACGCCUCUCGAAACGCAUUAUCUACGACACGGCACAGGCGGUGGUUUCCUUCCUGUCCAAUGAUGUUGACAAAUGCGUGGAUGAGUUCGUGCAAGAGUGGGCAAGAGUUUCGAAAAUGGUCGUUAUUGCCCGUGAAGUAGCUCAAAUGUCCACCAAGAACAUGUGGGAUGAUGUUCGCCUACUCUCGUUUGAUUUACAGAAUGUCGAGUUUACAUAUGCAGGGAACUACAGCCUGUCCAUCACAUGCACCGACCAGCUCGCGCCGCAAGGCGGAUCGUACAGAAUCCGAUUUUCGCGGUCUAUCGCUGGGCACGACGGCCAAAAUCCGCAUGAAGCCGUGGAACCUUUCAUGUGUCAGAUCCUGCAACAUGGGAAGCUAGGACCCUCAUUGCAUCGCUUGGUUCGGCUCCUUCGGGAAACGCUACCCAUGGCGAUCUUGAUGGAGGAGAUAAAACAGAUGGCGGCGGAGGCACACGUGGUCAUCGACGUGUUUCCCAAGGCCGCUGCCUGGUAUCGGAUACUCUACGGCGAUUUCAGACACGCUCUCGAUUUCAGGUUGCUACGCGGUCAGAGGGUCGUCGUUCUCGACGGAUCACAUUCCCUGUUUACUCACGCGUCCGAGGCCAAGGUUCCGCCAGAUGGGAAACUCGGUCUACGCGCUAUACCCAGCUUCAAGCAAAACACCCUAGACACCGUCAAAGAGGUUGCUGCCGACUUGUCCGCCCCACCGGUACCCUUAGACAUCGGAAUCCUCUGCGAAACAUCUGUGGUUGGAGCAAUCGGGAGGGCGCUGCAUAAGAGGGUGUUGCAGAUCUUCAAGGAUGCCAAAUCAACAGGAUAAAUCAUUGACUGGCUGCAAUCCGGCCUCGUUGCCUCUUAGUGUGGAUAUGACGCACAUGAUUCCAUACCUCGUGCCUCCCGCAUCAUCACCACUACAAUAUCAAGAACCUCAAGCACAUGAUUCAUCCCACGUAGUACCUACCAGACGCAAACGUGGAUCGUGCUGCAUGCC
Punctularia strigosozonata HHB-11173 SS5 is the source of this 3545-nucleotide messenger RNA. RefSeq names its product MED14-domain-containing protein. The transcript is spliced from 19 exons. Gene Ontology annotation, molecular function: transcription coregulator activity. Gene Ontology annotation, biological process: regulation of transcription by RNA polymerase II. Gene Ontology annotation, cellular component: core mediator complex; mediator complex. Bases 42 to 3374 code for a protein of 1110 amino acids. Lineage: Eukaryota; Fungi; Basidiomycota; Agaricomycetes; Corticiales; Punctulariaceae. The record is from RefSeq and is a predicted model, not a curated record.